AUGAAGCUUCACAUCCACGCAUUGCUGUUCCUGCUUUUGGGACUGUGUGCGACAACAUUUGCACAGUCCAAAUUGCCAGCCUGUGCUCAACUCUGCCUCAAGAGCGCCUUUGGAACGAACACCUGCACGCCUACCGAUCAAGCAUGUAUCUGUACAAACUCCAUUUUCCAGGGCAAUGUCACAGCAUGCGUCGCCACGACCUGCACCAUCCCUGAGUCGUUGAUGACCCGCAACAUCAGUCUCACCAACUGCGGCGCACCUGUUCGCAACCAUGGCCAAGACUACGUGGUCCUAUCCAACACUAUGAUCAUCGUUGCCGCAGCGUUCGUCGUUAUACGCUUCAUGUUCAAGGCCACAGUAUCGCGAAUGGACUUCGGCUACGACGACUGGUGUGUUCUCAUCACACUCAUCUCUGCAGUACCGAGCGCCAUCGUCACUGUAUACGGCACUGUGAAGCACGGUCUUGGUCAGGACAUUUGGGCCCUGACACCUCAGCAAAUCACCGAGAUGUUGAAGUGGUUCUACGUUAUGGCAUCACUUUACUUCACUCAAGUCACGCUCCUGAAGUUGUCACUGAUCUUUUUCUACAUCCGCGUCUUUCCAAACAAAGAAGUGCAGCGACUCCUGUGGGGUACCGUGGUGUUUGUGACGCUAUGGGGAAUUGCCUUCGUCAUCACUGCUAUCUUUCAGUGCCAGCCCAUACACUACUUUUGGACAAAGUGGGACGGGCUACACAAGGGCAUCUGUCUGGACAUCAACGCCAUCACUGCUAGUAAUGCGGCGAUCAGUAUUGCACUGGACUUUUGGAUCCUUGGUAUACCUCUUUGGCAGCUGUGGGGCCUGAAAUUGCACUGGAAGAAGAAGGUCGCUGUUGCGCUUAUGUUCUGCCUGGGAACGUUUGUAACCAUCGUCAGUAUCCUUCGACUGCAGGCUUUGGUGCACUUUGCUGCUUCGUCGAACGCAAGUUGGGAAUUCUACGAUGUAUCGGUCUGGAGUACAAUCGAGAUCUGUGUGGGAAUCAUGUGCGCCUGCCUACCUACCCUUCGAUUGCUUCUUGUCAAGCUCUUCCCCAUUCUUGGUGGCUCCUCGGCUCGAUCCAAGAACAAGUACUACAACUACGGCAGCGGCAAUGAGCUGAAGAACAUUGGAGGUCAAAGUCAGAGCAAGAGGUCUCACCACAAUGGUACUGAUAUUUCAAGUCCAAGGAGUGGGGUAUUCGAGCAGGGUGAUGGAAUCACAAUCAAGACGAGCUACACAGUGCAGCACAGCCAUGGCGACACCGACGAGGCCAGUUUGGUCAGCCACGAGGAGAAGCAUAAGCCAUAG
Macroventuria anomochaeta is the source of this 1326-nucleotide messenger RNA. RefSeq lists its product as uncharacterized. The coding region runs from base 1 to 1326 and encodes 441 amino acids. The record is from RefSeq and is a predicted model, not a curated record. The transcript is spliced from 4 exons. Lineage: Eukaryota; Fungi; Ascomycota; Dothideomycetes; Pleosporales; Didymellaceae.